Molecule: messenger RNA, 6817 nt
Organism: Pristis pectinata (smalltooth sawfish)
Lineage: Eukaryota; Metazoa; Chordata; Chondrichthyes; Rhinopristiformes; Pristidae
Gene: phc2a
Product: polyhomeotic homolog 2a (Drosophila)
Exons: 15
Coding region: 313-2859 (848 amino acids)
Cellular component (GO): PRC1 complex; nucleus
Molecular function (GO): zinc ion binding; protein binding
Source: RefSeq, a predicted model, not a curated record
UCUUUGUGUUUCUGGAAUCAGGAGAUUUCGGGGAAUGAACGGAGUUAUCGUUUCCUCUUUAAGGUCUGGCUACUGAGGAUGCAAAGCGAUUAUGCCUGAUUAGCCUGUUCCAGAACACUGCUAAAUAAUUGAUAGGCUGUCGAAUGGGUAUUUUGUGAGUCCGGAGCAGUAGCCGUCUCUCGCGGGUCUGCGGUGGAUGGCUGUCGCUGCAGAGAGUGGUGUCAGCCUUCUGUGUAACGUGUAGACUGGGAGCGUCGGGGUGGUCCACGGAGAGCGGGUGGUCCGUGGAGAGUGAGCCGUCCCUGAGCCACGAUGGAGAGUGACCAGACCACCAGCAGCAGCGGCAGCACCGGUGCCCGGCAACAGGUGCCGCAGAUAUCGGUGUACAGCGGGCUGCCCGACCGGCAGACCGUGCAGGUGAUUCAACAGGCCCUCCACCGACAGCCCAACACUGCCGCCCAGUACCUGCAGCAGAUGUAUGCGGCGCAACAGCAGCACCUGAUGCUGCAAACUGCAGCCCUCCAACAGCAACACCUGAGCAGCGCACAGUUGCAGAGCCUGGCAGCUGUGCAGCAGGCUAGUUUAGCUGCAACCAGGCAAGGAUCAUCACCAAAUGGGACCGUGUCUCAGCAGCCUGCCUCUUCACAGACCACUAUUAACCUGGCCACGUCCCCCGCUGCGGCUCAGUUAAUCAGCCGCGCGCAAAGUGUGAACUCUGCCGGUGCCACGGGGAUCGCUCAGCAGGCUGUCCUCCUGGGAAACUCGACCAGCCCUGCUCUUACUGCCAGCCAGGCACAGAUGUACCUUCGGGCACAGAUGGCACAGCAAAGUAACCUUGUGCAAGUAGCUAGGACCCUAGGUCGUGCUGUUCCUUUGUCCCCCCAGCUCAUCUUCACGCCCACUGCCACCGUCGCUGCCGUCCAGCCAGAGGUCACGGUGUCUUCAGGCAACCAGCAGUCAGCGGUCUCACAGGUGCAGAACCUAGCAAUCAGAAACCAGCAGAGUGCAGCAGCAGUGCAGCCUCAACUGCAGAGCGUCACUCUGAAAGCAACCACGCCGGCCGCUCAGACCACCAGUGUCCCGCAGGCUAAACCAUCGGGCUCGGCGCCCGGGCCAGGCGGCAAAGGAGGCCAGUCUGAGGGCAUGGCCGAGAAUGGGAAGAAGGGCGAGUCCGGCAUUGCUUCCAGCCCAGACACCAGGGGUAUCAGUGUGGCCCACAGCACCACCCCGGUCAACACACACCCUCUCAUCACCACAGCCUACACCCAGAUUCAGCCCCACCAGCUGAUCCACCAGCAGCAGAUCCAGCUGCAGCAGCAGAAACAUCUGCAGCAUCAGUUUGUCAUUCAGCAGCAGCAGAUCCAGCACAGGCAGCAGCAGCCACAGCUCCUCCACUCCGCCACCCAGCUCCAGCCUCUGCAGCAGCCGCCGGUGGCCUCCAGCCCCCUGCAGACACCGGUGCAGACCCUGUCCCAUGGGCAGCACUGCCAGCCUGCAGUGCACCCCAAGCAACAGGUGCUCACCUCAGCAGCUCAGUCGCAGAUCCCCGUCCUGCAGCCCGUGCCUCACGCCCAACAGAGCCUGCCACAAGCUGGGCACAGCGGACAGACAGACAGCCAUGUGCAGCACACACAGGCACCGCAGACCGCUGCUGUAAACCUGCAGGUCCAGCCGUCUGCACACGUGAUCCAGCAGUGCCAGAGAAACGGCCCCGACAGGAGGGACAAGCUCGACCCGGCGGCUGAGAAGGGACCCGUGGAGAAACCCAGCAGACCACCCACCCCUGCGUCCUCGGUCACGCCCGACCAGAAGAAGGCCGAGCCAGCCAAGCCCGUCACACAAGGGAAAGGGCCGGAGAACGUGAAUGCAAAGACCACCUCCCCUGCUCCCACCAUGACAUCCGGAAAUGGCAACACAACCUCGUCUGUGACAGCCAGUGUGCCGCAGAACACAGAGAACAAACCGCCUCAGGCCAUUGUCAAGCCCCAGAUCCUCACCCAUGUCAUUGAGGGCUUCGUUAUCCAGGAGGGUGCCGAGCCGUUCCCUGUGGGACGCUCCUCCCUGCUGAUUGACAAUUUGGCCAAACAAAAGCAACAGCAGCAGUCGGCGUCUGUGCAGCCGGCCGAGAAAGUGCCACAGCUGGACCAGCCCGACUCCGAGAUGGAUGACCUCAGUCAGCAAGAUUCGAAGGAAAAGGAGGAAGAUGCUCUGAAAUUGAAGUGCGAGUUCUGCGGAAGGCUCGACUAUGCCCACAAGUUCAAGGGGUCAAAGAGGUUUUGCUCCAUGGCUUGUGCCAAGAGGUACAACGUCGGCUGCAGUAAGCGAGUGGGUCUGUUUAAACCUGACAAGAGCAAGUACCUGCAGAAGAAAGAAGGAGGCAAAUUAGGCAAAAGAGGCCCCAGGAAGAACAACUUGCACAGCACCAACAGCGAGCAGCCCAAGAAACAGCUCAAGCAGUCCCCGGCGACCGUGGGCCUGAGUCAGGAGGACUCCAGCAGAGGGUCAGAUAACUCCAGCUACGAGGAGCCUCUGUCGCCCAUCUCUGCCAGCUCCUCCACGUCUCGGAGACGCCAGGGAGAGCGGGAGCUCGACGUCCACGACCUGAGGAUGCGGGACCUGAUGGGAAUUGGACACCACUUCCUGCCCAGUGACCCCACCAAGUGGAAUGUGGAGGAUGUGUGCGAAUUCAUUCGCUCGCUGCCAGGUUGCCAGGAGAUUGCCGAUGAGUUUCGUGCCCAGGAGAUUGACGGGCAGGCCCUCCUGCUGCUCAAAGAAGAUCACCUCAUGAGCGCCAUGAACAUUAAGUUAGGACCAGCCCUGAAAAUAUAUGCGAGGAUCAACAUGCUGAAAGAUUCCUAACCAGAACCCUUGGGACGUUGAGGAACUUUGGAGGCUGAAGUGGCAGCUAUUCUUAAAGCCAAGGUUUCUGGUCACCGUAGAUGUUGGUGCUCUUUGCAAAGAGAAUUGAGGUGUAAUGCUCCAGAGUACAGUGAGCACACUAUCAAACUAUUGGCUUCAUGAGAAGCCUGCAAUCUGGGUACAAUGUUUCCCAAAUGAGAAACUUACAUGGUGCUAUCCCAGUAGCAAAGAUAAAGACAGGAACAUCGGCGGAAGCAGUCAGCUCACCAGCUGAGCCAAUGCAUUGAGUGUUUAGAAGAUAACUCUUUACAGAACACUGUAAAUCCGCCAGUGAUUAUGUAGCUGAAGAGAAUUGAUUUUCGGAUUUAGAUCUGUCGCAAGGUUGGUUUCUGUUUGGAUCUGCAUGUUUAGAGAUUAGACUUCCUUUAGAUUGGUUUGAUAAUCAACAGAUCCAUUUUGUGAUCUUAUUAUGUGCCUGGAAUAACAAAAUGUUGCUGUAAAACUCUUUGUAACUGUUUAAUGCAGGAUGAUGAAGUUUCCAUGUGGACAUGCAGUUUCUAGAAUUUUUAGAUCAUCUCUAAGGUGCCAGUGACUGACCGGUGUGUGUGUACAGCAGUGUUCCCUCUGGCUGUGAAGGUCUUACUUCCUGCUGGGACUUACACCUAUUACAGUUUAAGGACUACUUUCCCGAACCAAUCUUCACUCCCAGACUUCUUUAGGCAGCUGAACAGAUCCGACUGCUGUGAUUUUGAUUUAAAAGGUGAAGGGGUGAGUUGGUUCUCCCGUUGUGCUGAGUGAGUUGGGAAGGGUCAAAGGGCAGAAUCAAUGUCCUGCCCAGCUUAUUAUCACGAUGCUGCCCGUCUGCCCCAAGUUUGAUUCUAGGCAGUGUGGGCAACAGAUUAUCUGAACUGGAGGAGAUGGAAACCCAUAGAUGCCAACUUCCCACGCGCACAGCACCAGGGUGGACCCCUGCAUCAGCAGAAUCCCCACUGACUCUCCCCACCCCCAGUCCCCUUCAUCUCUGUGACACAGCCCCGUGAAUCAAUGCUCAGGUCAGGAUACAAGCCACGGUUCUCCUGUGCUACUGCUCACCUGCUGGACAUUUUAGAGACCAGUCUUCCAGAAGUUCCAUUGAACUAGUCCAGAUACAACAAGCGUGGGUAUCAGCUCAGUGCAACCUUUACCAGCUCUGUGACAAAACAAUCUCUCCAGCACCACAGGAUUCAGAGGGGCGUUCGUUUGUGCUUCACUGGUUUCUGUCUUCAUGCCAUCACUGAUCCAUUACACAGACCAAGAGCAAUUAACCCUAAAACAGAGGAUGACUUUACAGUGCAGGCAAUUAAAAUACUACUUUAAGUGUCGGUAUUUGUGUGUAAGCACUGAAAUGUUUGCUGUGCUGGACUUGUUCUGGCACACCUUAAGUUGAAGCCAUGAAAAGUUUCAAUGUUUACACAGAGGAGAGACCUGGGGUUGAAAAUGGGUGUGUCUGCACACUUGAUACUUAAAUCUCUGCCAUUGCUUCAUUGCACUGUAUUACAGGCUAAUUCUAUGGCCCAUGUCACCUCCCGAGAUGAAUCUCUAAACCCUAGUGCCCAUUAUCUUGAUAACCGCAGAUGGCCGUUUACAAAGAGGCCAAUAUCAGUUCAACAAAUCUUUUUCUACUUUCUAUUCAUAACAAGAUUUUUUUUGGUACUUAAAGCAAUACCAAGUUACCUUAAAUGUCAGAAGGAAAGGGGAAGAUUAGCCUUCAACUGCCCAGAUAACUUUGCUCAAAUAGGCUGUUGGAAAGUCUGUGCAGUUAUUGUCUUGAAGUUAAAAUUUAAUCAAGGUGAAUAAUGGAAUACAAUGCCUUCUUUUGCAAAGGUCUGGAAAGGCAAAGCCCCUUAAGGGCUGGUAAAUUGAAAUUAUAGCCUGGAGAUUCAUCCUGGGCUGGUAACACAUUGUAAUCUGCUUCCAAAAUCUGUUGAACUCACUCAGGCUGAACUUUGGAAGCUCACUGCACCACACAGCCACUCCUCCAUUGUGUUUUAGCACAAGCAACCCAACAAUGAAUUUCUGCCUCGGUCAAGUCUAUUGUCCGCUGAUCCCUGUUGACCCCAUUCCAUCUGUUCUUUGUAGGGAUGCUCAAUAUUUUCAACACUGCAAAAAGAAAGACUUUGGGGCGACCAAAGACAGUUGGAUAUUCACUUUUGUUACUUACUCUUGGUGCUUUCUGAGACUGUUUCUUGUUGGAGGAAUCUCUGCUGUGGCCACACUUCAGUCUGAGUCAGACUUGAAUUCUCUUGCUCCUGUGAAAGAUUUUUGUAUUGUAAGUUGUUUGUAGUUUUUUUAAGCAUAAUUUAAAUCUUUGAAUUACUGUGUUUCAUUUAUGUAUUUUUGUAAAGCUAAUGGAUUUUUUUUGCUUGACAAAUUGGGAAAUGUCAGAAGUAAAUUCCCUGGUCAGUCCAGGCAAAUUGGAUGAUAUUCCACCAUCUUUUAUUCAGGGAAUAUUUAUUCCUUGCAUUUGCUCAGUGGUGGAGCCUGAUAUGGUGCUGAGUUUUCGAGACCCUGGUGAUAUCCAGUAGCCCAUGCUGGAAAGUCAGGUGAGGACCUGCUUGUGAUGCCAUCCGAGGUUGAGUUGCAUGAGCAGCAAUAAGACGCACACAUCAAAGACGGCCCUGGUGUUGGUGAAACCAUCCCCCUGCAGGACCCAGCCUUCAGGAAAUGAAGACUGAAACCUGGGAGAGGAAAGAAAGGAAAAGACUGCUCUUCAGAACACAAAUAGCAUCUGCCUGGGGUAUGUCGUUCUGACAGGUUGCGCAUUCCAGCUUUUGCAUCCCUCUCCUGCCAAAUUCAACAACCAAAAGAUUAUAAUAGUGUUGAUAGAACAGUGAUUAGAAGUGUUAGCUUUAGUGCACCUUGCCCUUCACAACAUCCAGAUGUGCUGAUCCUGAUGUCUCGCUUGAACAGCCAUCGCAGGUCGUGUUUUCUCCAACCUUGAGAAGUGGCCGUCUGGUGUUGGUAACGAUAUAUCUCCUCCUGCGUAAGGGCUAUCUUUGACUUGCGAUAUUCAUGGAAGUACACAAAUGAAACCUAGCCUUAACCACAUUCAGUAUAAGUUAGUGAAAACCAAAAUACUGAGGAUGCUGGAAAUCUGAAAUAAAAAGAUGUUGGAAUCUCAGCAGGCCAGGCAGCAUCUGUGGAGAGAGAAGCAGGUAACGUUUCAGGUUGAAGACUCCUCAUCACAACCUGAAACAUGAGCUGUUUCUCUCUCCAUGGUUGAUGCCUGACCUGCUGAGUGUUUCCAACAUUUUCUCUUUACUUUAGUGUUAGUAGUUGGCUAGUUUGAAAGAAAAUUUAGAGGAUAUUGAGGUUUUGAUCAGAUUAAUAAGAUUGAAGAAAUUGAGCUGGAUCAAUUAUGUUUUUCAGUUUCCUGUAAUUUGUUUUAAUGCAACGAUGUGGAUUGAUUUAAAAUUCUGUAAUUCUCUUUGUAAUGAAACAUGAUUUGACUUUUUACUUCUAAGCUUUUCUUGCAACAUCAGGUAUUGGUCAGUUCUCUCUCCAUAUUUGAAUUACACAUCAAGAUAGGGGCCCAGUUUUUAAAUCUUCAUUCCAGGUUUUGGAUUAUUUGUCAAAAAUCUACUCAUUUCUCCUGUAUCUUUGCCGAAUUUGCAUAGUUGAGGGUCCUGUGACAGACGUAAUUGUGAAUUGAAGUAGCAGUGUUUACGACCCCGCUUGAUGUCUUGUUUUCCACCAGCAACUGCCCAGAGUGUUGCCAAGUUCAAUUCUGGCAAUACCUGCAUUACUUCAAUAAUAUUCUGUUACAUUACACACACGAAGUAAAUGUUACACGGAAAUUGUUGAUACUUGGGCUCCCAUGGUGCAUUGAUAACCUGCUGAAAGAGAUUGCAAUAACUUACAACUUGGCCAUUCCAUUUGUAUAGAGGUGAAACACAACUCCUUUGGUAAAACAUUGAUG